GAAAUAGCUCGGGACAGACACACAGAGGAGACAUGGCCUCUCUAUUCAAGAAGAAGACCGUGGACGAUAUAAUCAAGGAUCAGAAUAAGGAGUUAAAAGGACAACAGAGGGCUAUAACCAGAGACCGGACAGCCUUGGAGAAACAAGAAAAACAGCUGGAAAUGGAGAUAAAGAAGAUGGCAAAGGCGGGUAACAAAGAUGCCUGCAAAGUACUGGCCAAGCAGCUGGUACAGCUUCGGAAGCAAAAAACUCGAACAUACGCCGUCAGUUCCAAAGUCACAUCGAUGUCAACCCAGACCAAAGUUAUGAGCUCGCAGAUGAAGAUGGCCGGUGCAAUGUCAACAACAGCAAAGACGAUGCAAGCGGUAAACAAAAAAAUGGACCCACAGAAAACCCUCCAAACCAUGCAGAACUUCCAGAAAGAAAACAUGAAAAUGGAAAUGACAGAAGAAAUGAUAAACGACACCCUGGAUGAUAUUUUCGAUGCGUCCGAAGAUGAAGAAGAAAGCCAAGACAUUGUGAACCAGGUGUUGGAUGAAAUUGGAAUUGAAAUCUCAGGAAAGAUGGCGAAAGCACCAUCAGCAGCCAAAGGUCUACCAUCUGCAUCUGCCUCCAAAUCCACAGGCAUCUCCGAUGAAGAGAUUGAGAGACAGCUGAAGGCAUUGGGAGUAGAUUAACUGUUCCCAUUAUCAGGCCUUUCCCUUUGCUUCCCAUUAAACCGAGGGAACCUGGGCUGACUCUACCUACGGAACUGGACAGUAUCUGCUUUCUAGAAGAGCAAUAUAUUUUUUAAAGAAAAGGAUUGAUGGAAGCACUGCAGUUUCUGUUCUCUAAUGGACUCCAGGGACAUGUAUAAUAAUAACUGUAAAUAGAGCAGUCGUUAGUUGUAUAAAUACAAAACCCACUGUAUUUCUCACAGGUAACAAAUGGCUGCUCUCAGUGUAGCAUUUUCUCCUCCCAUAAAUUUAUUUGGCGUGUAUAUUUUGAUUUCAAUCAAUGAAAAAUCAUUAUUAUUCUGAAGACAUGGCAAAUUCAGCCCGCAAUACAUCCAAUUAUUUUAAUUCUGUAAAUAUUGCCCUUUUACAUCUCUUGCCUUGAGCAUCAUUUUGUGAUGGUCUGUGUGCUGCCUCAGAGAUCACCUGACCAGAAAUACUGCAGCUCUAACUGUAACAGGAAGAGAUCACCUGACCAGAAAUGCUGCAGCUCUAACUGUAACAGGAAGAAGUGUGGGAGAAAAAGACAGAUCUCUGUCUGUUAAUUGGCUCCUGUGACCAACAAGUUUGGUUUGUAUGUGUGCACAGUGAUCGUACGAUUCCAGGGGGCGGCCCUUAUUUUUUAAAAUGGCAAUUUUUCUAUUUGUGAUUACCCAAUGGCACAUACUACUAAAAAAAGUAUAUUAUAAUGAAAAUAGUUUAUUUACAUGAAGCAGGGUUUAACAUAUGAGCUGUUUUGUGCAAUAUCUUUUUAUAGAGACCUACAUUGUUUGGGGGGUAUCGUUUUCCUUUAAGCAAAAAAAAAAUCCACCAUUUGACCUUAUUUAUCAUUGUAAAAACUUGAUAAAUAAAAGUUUAAUCCUGUCAAUAAAUAGUGCUAAGUUUCCCUU
Molecule: messenger RNA, 1603 nt
Organism: Xenopus laevis (African clawed frog)
Lineage: Eukaryota; Metazoa; Chordata; Amphibia; Anura; Pipidae
Gene: chmp2b.S
Product: charged multivesicular body protein 2B S homeolog
Biological process (GO): vacuolar transport
Cellular component (GO): cytosol; late endosome membrane
Source: RefSeq, marked provisional